AUGGCGGGCGCGGCGCACCAGCAGACCGCCGCGGUCCUUCGCCUGCAGUCCGACCUGAGAGCGAUCAAGACCGAACCCCCCGACGGAUGCAGCGCGUCCCCGCACAGCGAGGACAACUUAUUCGUGUGGUCCGCGACGAUCUUCGGACCCGACGAGACGGCGUGGGAGGGGGGCGUGUUCUCGCUUCGAAUGACGUUCGGGGAGCAAUACCCGGAGAAACCCCCGCGGGUGCGAUUCACGUCCGAGGUGUUCCACCCGAACGUGUACAGCGACGGCACCUUGUGCAUGGACAUCAUACAAGACCAGUGGUCGCCGAUACACAACGUGUGCACGCUGUUGACGUCCAUACAGUCGCUGCUCACGGACCCCAACCCGAGCUCCCCGGCGAACCAAGAAGCGGCGCAGCUCUUCACGGAGGAUAAGAGCUCGUACAACCGGAAAGUGCGAAGGCUCGCGCAGAAGACGAUCGAGGGGUGACGCG
Micromonas pusilla CCMP1545 is the source of this 481-nucleotide messenger RNA. RefSeq names its product ubiquitin carrier protein (gene UBC). NCBI's taxonomy places the organism in Eukaryota, Viridiplantae, Chlorophyta, Mamiellophyceae, Mamiellales, Mamiellaceae. The coding region runs from base 1 to 477 and encodes 158 amino acids. The transcript has a single exon. The record is from RefSeq and is a predicted model, not a curated record.